UAUUAUGGUCUGGGCUGCGCUGGCUGCUGCUUUUCUGCUGCCAGCGGCCGAGUAAACAUGGAGCUUUCAGCCGUCGGGGAGCGGGUGUUCGCGGCCGAGGCCCUGCUCAAGCGCCGCAUCCGCAAAGGGCGCAUGGAAUAUCUCGUGAAAUGGAAAGGCUGGUCUCAGAAGUACAGCACCUGGGAACCUGAGGAAAACAUUCUGGAUGCCCGGCUGCUUGCAGCCUUUGAGGAAAGGGAACGAGAAAUGGAGCUAUACGGCCCCAAAAAGCGAGGCCCCAAACCCAAAACCUUCCUGUUAAAGGCACAGGCAAAAGCAAAAGCCAAAACCUAUGAAUUCCGCAGUGACUCUGCCAGGGGGAUCCGGGUGCCAUAUCCUGGUAGAUCACCCCAGGAGCUGGGCUCCACUUCCCGGGCAAGGGAAGGACUGAGAAACAUAGCUCUGCCCGCCCAGGGCAGUCCCAGCACCUUGAGGGGUGAGAGCAUCCGGGACCGGGUUGAGAGAAUGGAAGAUAAACCUGGAGAGAUCCCUAAAAAGAGAGGCCCAAAGCCUAGGAAAGAGCAUUACAAGGACUUGCCAGAGGCUCUGGAUGUCUCCAAGAGGAAAUUAUGUGAGCCAGGGGACAAGAUGGGGGACUACCUCAAAACCAGGAAAAUAGAGGAGACCAUUCCUGGGGUAGCGAAGUUUGGCUCAGGACACAGUGUGAUCCAGCUGGCCAGGAGGCAGGAGCCUGACCUCUCUGGUGCCAUGUCCCCCCCCAAUAGAGCAGAGGCUGGCAUGAAGCUGGGAGCCUCAGAGACUUACUCACCUAGGGUCACCAAGCACAGGUCAGACUUUUUGGACCCCAAGGGGCAAGAUGGAUUGGACCCUGGCGGCCCUAAGAUCAUGCACAGCUCCACAGACCAGGGCUCUAUGGGAAGCUUGUACCGAGACAGUGUGGGGACUCAGUCUGGCAGACCCUCCCUCAUUGCCAGAAUCCCUGUCUCCAGGAUUCUGGGGGACCCGGAAGAGGAGUCCUGGAGCCCAUCUCUCAACAACCUGGAGAAAGUGGUGGUGACUGAUGUGACAUCUAACUUUUUGACGGUUACAAUUAAAGAGAGCAGCACGGACCAAGGAUUCUUUAAAGAAAAGCGAUGAGUGUUUGCAGGAUAGAUCCGGAGAUAAAGGCUUGGUUAGAGCUUGGUGGGUUUUUUUUCCCAGGACAGGACCUAGAAACUGUCUUAAUUUUUUCUGCUUGCAUUUUUUUCUCUAGUUUUCUGUUUCAUUGAAAGAUUAUCUCUAGAGUUAUAUUUUCUAUUAGAUGUAAAUAUGUUAUUUAAGAAAAAUACCUAUAUAUAUAUAUCUAUAUAUCUAUAUAUAUAUAUAUAUAUUUCAACUCUAAGUUGUUUUAUUUAAAUGGAGACUGAACAGUGACUGCUCAGUUGCUCUUAGGAAGGACAAUAAAACAGAACUAACAAGUUCAUGUAUCUGUUGCAGGAGCCAGUGUAUAUAGUGAAUGAUGUUUGUAGCUAAUUAUGUUUUGGGGUUUUAUUAAUUAUGGUUUUUUCAUAAGAUGCUCUUGAUGAUGCGUGGGGAAGUUGUAUCCCUUUCAGGGCAAAAUGCUCUGGUUUCUUGAUUGUGAUAUAAGGUGUUGCUUGUACAAUCAAGUGUGCUGUAUCCAGACCUGUCAGCCUGGACAGCUGAAAUAAGCACUUGAAUUUACAGUAUUGUUGGGUUUUGUUUCCAAUUGGG
Molecule: messenger RNA, 1731 nt
Organism: Chelonoidis abingdonii (Abingdon island giant tortoise)
Lineage: Eukaryota; Metazoa; Chordata; Testudines; Testudinidae
Gene: CBX8
Product: chromobox 8
Biological process (GO): negative regulation of transcription by RNA polymerase II
Cellular component (GO): PRC1 complex; chromatin
Molecular function (GO): chromatin binding
Source: RefSeq, a predicted model, not a curated record